Molecule: messenger RNA, 1780 nt
Organism: Argiope bruennichi
Lineage: Eukaryota; Metazoa; Arthropoda; Arachnida; Araneae; Araneidae
Product: actin nucleation-promoting factor WASL-like
Exons: 14
Coding region: 146-1588 (480 amino acids)
Biological process (GO): actin filament organization; regulation of Rho protein signal transduction
Molecular function (GO): actin binding; small GTPase binding
Source: RefSeq, a predicted model, not a curated record
UGAUAAGACACAAUAAGUCCUUGUUCUGCUCUAGUUAUCAGUAUUGGUACUGGCAUAUGUUUUGCUUACUGAAAUCUUCAUUUAUGCGAGAAAAACCUACGCCUUUAAAUUGUAGAAGGAUUUUUAUAUAUAAUUACUCGAACUGAUGAAACCCAGAAUGACAUCAGAAUCCAAAGCAGUACAAAAUGUGCCUUCAUCUCUCAUUACAGAAGAGGAAAAUCAGAAAGUGUUCAGUGCACUGGGAAAGCCAUGCACAACACUUGCUACAACUGUCGUACAGUUGUAUUUAACUGAAGAACCAUACCAUUCUUCUUGGAUUAAGAAGCAAUGUGGGGUGAUUUGUUUUGUCAAAGACUGUGAUCGACGUUCUUACUUCAUUAAACUUUUUGAUAUGGAUAAAUGUUCAUGGGUUUGGGAGCAAGAGCUGUAUAACCCAUUUGUAUACAAACCAGCAUGUACUUUUUUCCAUGUUUUCGAAGCUGAUAAUUGUAUGGCUGGUUUAAAUUUUGCUGAUAAUGAUGAAGCUCAGAACUUCAAAGCUGCAGUUCAGAAACGGCUUGUGAUGAGAGAUGAGAGGAAAAGACAAAGAAGGCAAAGAGCUCAACAGAGUAUCCAGCCAUCAAAUGCCGGAAUCAUGCCAGCCCGUGCCAAAUCUCAAUCCUCACAAUCACUUAUUAAUGGUAAAGAAGAAAAAGCAGAAAAGAAAAGACGGAAGAAGAAGCUUACUAAGGAGGAUAUUGGUACUCCCUCAAAUUUUACGCAUUUACAACAUGUUGGAUGGCAUCCAGAGAAAGGUUUUAGUGUUGAUAGUGUUGAUCAAGAAUUGAAAGAUUUCUUUAAUUUAGCUGGUGUUUCCGAUAAAGAUUUAAAUGACUGUGAAACUAGAACUUUUAUUUACGAUUUUAUUAACAAUCAUGGUGGUGUUGAGAAAGCUAAACAAGAGAUAGCAAUGAAAGCAAGUCCUCCGCCUGUACCUGUAAGAGACUUACCUCAGACGCCUCGGAGUACUGCUCGUGGAACUACAAGAUCGGCUGCACCACCACCUCCUCCACCACCACCAUCAGUACCACCUGUUUCGCAGCCUCCUCAAAAAUUCAAUAAUGCUCCUCCGCCUCCCCCACCUCCACCACCUAUGCCAUCUCUUGGGUCAUCAGCAGCACCUCCGCCGCCACCUCCCCCACCUCCACCUCCAGGCAUGCCAUUGGGAAAGACAGCAUCUACAGGAAAUGUUCGACAGAAUAAUGGUCCUCCUCCUCCUCCUCCCCCAACUGAUAAUAGAUCUGCUCUUUUGGAGCAGAUUAAGAAAGGAAAGGAGCUUCAUCAUGUGGAAAUCAAUGGAAAUGAUGGAGACACUUCAGUACCUGUUGGGGAUGAUCCUCGAAAUGCUUUGCUUAAUCAAAUUAGGCAAGGAAUAGUUUUAAAAGCUGUUUCUGAAGAUUCACGACCUGCCCCACCUGCUCCCACCCAAAAAGAUGGCCUUGCUGGUGCUCUAGCCAGAGCAUUGCUUGAAAGGAGCAAAGCUAUUCAACCCACUGAUGAGAGUGGUAGCAGUAGUGAUGAUGAUGACGGAGAUGACGAUUGGGAUUAAAUUGUUUCUUAGAGUAUUUGUAAAGAAUGUACCUAUUUCUUUUAGAGUUAAUGAAAUUAUAAUGAAGAGCUUUUUAUCUUUAAAACCUGUGAUCAAAAUAUAUGUAAAUGAUGGAACAGUAUUCAAUUUAUUAGAUUUUUUGGCUUUGUUACCUCUUCUAUCUGUAAUUAAAAUAUUUAUUCAUGUAGAAAA